AUGUAAAUUACGGAUGAGCAAAAGAAAAUAAUGGCUAUCACAGGAGUUGCUAUAUUAUUACUCGGAAUCUUAUAUCUUAUUGAUUAGCUGGUUGUGAUGUACUUUGGUUGUCUAGGCCACUUUGUAAUUCAAAUUUCAUUCAUUAAAUUUUAGAUUUUUUUUGUUGGAUUAUAUGUUUUCAUAAAAAAUACAAUAAGAUUAUUUGUAUUUCCAGGCUCAUAUUGGUUAUGGAGAAGAAACGUAGAAAACAGAUAUGCAAAGGCUUUGGCAAAAAGAGCCAAUAAAAGGAUGGAAGAUUUACAAAAUUUGAUAAGAAAAUUACUGUAGAUGCCUGAGUAAUUUAUUUAAGGUAAAUUAGUACUAAAGAAAUCUAUGUUGAAGAUUUAGUGCCAAUAAAAAAAACCUUGUAAUCAUUUUUAAACACCUUUUCUUAAUUAAACUAUAGAAAAGAAUUGAACGAGUAAUAAAAAUAUCUCUUUGGUUUAUGUCAGUAAUUGGAAUAGAGCUUAAAGGAUUUUCUAAUCGAAUCCAAGUCUCUUUAUGAUCAAUUAGAUAAUCCAUAAGAUAUUAUUAAUUAUUGUAAGCAGAAUGUUAAAAUUGAAUCUGAACUGUGUUCUAAUUUACUUAUAAUAUUGGACAGCUUAAUAGAUCAAUUAUAAGAAAUAUAUGUGCCUAAAAACAUUUUCUUGGAAGCAGAAAGAUGGAUCUUCAACAAGACACUUGGAACAGUAGAUUAAAUGAGAGUUGAAUUAGAAAAUACUUUUAAGACCAGAAGAUUUAAAGUGCAAGGAUAUGAUGGAAAAAUGAUAGAUUGGUAUUUAUAAAUUGGAUUAUCAAAGUCUAUAUAUAUAUGCAAGUGAAGAUGAUGCUGAUAAUGAUCGAGCAGUCAUAUUUUGUUAGCCCAAUGCUGGAUAUUACGAAUAUAUGUAUUAUGAAUCAGAAUGGAUUGAUUAUUACUUGAAACGUAGAAUAAACAUGUUUUUAUGGAAUUAUAGAGGCUAUUGUGAAAGUUAAGGAUUGCCAAAUACAAAGGAUAUUAUGAAAGAUGCAGAAUCCAUUUGUGAUUAUGUAACCUCUCAAUUAAAGGUGACUUAAUUGAUAUUUCAUGGUGAAUCUUUAGGAGGAAUGGUCGCAUGUCAUUUGGGUAGAGUCAGAUAAUGUAACUUACUAUUUGCAGACAGAACCUUUUCAAGUAUCAGCAAAAUAGCCCAAGUUGGAUUUUCUAAAUAUGCCAGUUUUUUCUUUAAAUUACUGACAUCAUGGGAUUACAAUUCUGCCAAAUCAUAUGUCGAAUGCCAAAGCUAUAAAAUUCUUGCUUUGGACUAGAAGGAUGAAGUCAUUCCCUUUCUUUCAUCACUAAAAGUUGAUGUCACAAAAUAAAUAUUCUUGAGGGAAUUUGGAGGUUAAUAUUAAGGUGAUGAAAAUGUAUUUGUUUGUAUUCUAUUUGUAGUUUAAAUAAAGUGAUCAGAGAAAUACAUUUUGCUAAAAACUCUUAAGAUUUAUACCAUGGAUUCCAAAAUCAGAGAGCACUGUCUUCUAUGACAUUUGGUAUUCUUAGUUAUUAAAUAAGUAAGAAAUGCUUACAUUUUUUGAAGCAAAUAAAAGGUAAAUCUUAUGUCAUAUUGAAAAUAGAAUCCAAUUUAUUAUGAAAGAUUUAUAAACUGAAAAAAACAAAAAGACUUUAGAUGAUUCUUACUCAUCUUAGUUAAACGAGUCUUAAGAAAUUGAAAAGCAAUAUUCGUAGAAUUAAAAUUCAACUGUUGAUAUUGAUGAGGUAUGAAUGUUUAAAUACUAUGAUCAAGAUUUCUUAAUUGGCAGGGCCUUACACACUGUCUGAAAAAGAAAAAUCUAAUGAAAGUCUUCUCACAUUUGUAAAUAAAGUCUUUGAAUGUUUUGAAUCCUUUGAAACUGCCUCUAUGACUUUAAAUGAUGUCUUUUCAGCUUUCAGUGAAUCACAACAAUACGAUGUCUUCCUUGAUUAUCUAUUGAGUAUUUUCUUGUGGGGAUCCUACCUUCCUCUAAAAAACAUUCCCAAAAAAAAAAUGAAUACUGUUGUUUGUCAAAAGUUAGCUUUUGCAAGAUUUACUUCCAACAUCAAUAAAAUUGAAACUUUGAUUAAAAAUGAAAAGAAUAAUUUAGAUUCUCCAAAUGGAACUAGAGUAUUUAUCAAUUACUAAUAUCUAGUUAAUUUAAGAUUUGGAAUUAAUCAUUUAAAGACUUAAGUUGAUAAGAGAAAACUUUAAAAAGACCUUGAAGAAUUAACAUUAACAUCCGUCACAUUAAUCAGUUCAAAUAGAAUAGAAAGAUUCAGAAGAGAGAAAAUCAAGUAAUUCUUACUAUUAAAGUAGCCUCAAAAAUUCAUGAAUCAUUAAAAUCAUAUUUAGGGUCCUUCAUUCCAUUGGGAUGCGGUCAUAAUGGAAAUCUGAAUUAAACAGAAGUAGAAGUUCUUGACUUUCAUAUGUUAUAAGCUGGAGUUGUAAAAUAUUGA
Messenger RNA from Paramecium octaurelia, 2488 nucleotides. The record is from the annotation of a GenBank genome assembly. Lineage: Eukaryota; Ciliophora; Oligohymenophorea; Peniculida; Parameciidae.